AUGGGAGAUAGUACCACAAAUACAGAAAAUAUAGCCGAUUUGCCAAAAAUACCAUUCAAGAGAUUAAAAUUUGCAUUAAAUCAAGUUGUGGAUGUGGCUAUACCUUUACACAUUUCUAUUUUAAAGGAAAAAACAAAAACCAUUCAAUCUUUAAAAGCUGAAAAUAAAGAAUUGGAGCUAUAUUAUGAACAAGUGAAAGCCUCUGAAGCUGUUAGGCUGCUUAAAGCAGAUUUAACCGAAUUGGAAAAUUUAAAUCUUCAAGUUAAAGAAGAAGACAGAGAAUUGUUUAAUCAAAAGAUUUUAGCCCCAACGAAGGAUGUAAUUGAAACUCUUUCUCUGUUUAUGGAAUUGCAUUCUGACGUCUUGAAUCCUCUUCCUGAGACAGAUGAUGCAAGCAACUCUUGUGAUACCAUUCCUCCACUUAUUUGUAAUUAUGACGAAGAGCCGCCAGCAGAAUAUUUAGGCAUAGAAGAAUUGCAAUGUGAAACUGAGAUAAUAACAUCAAAAAGACGAUUUGAUGCAUUGUCAUACCUCCAGAAAGAACUUAUUGAAAUAAAUACCAUCAUUAAACAAUUUGCUUCAUUUGUUUUUAGACAGAAAGAGAGUGUAAAUACAAUUGAGGACAACAUUGAACAAGUUAAUGAAAAUGUUACACUUGGUGUUCAAUUUUUGAAAAAAGCAUCUGAUUAUAAAGCUGCAUCUUUGCCUAUUGCUGGUGCUGUUAUUGGUGGACUGGUAUUAGGCCCUGUAGGAGCACUAGCAGGAUUAAAACUGUUUGGUAGUGUUGCAUGUUUAGCUAGUGGUUCAGUUUUGGGCUUUGGAGCUGGUCUAAAACUAAAACAGAAGCAGCAGGCUAGUAAUGAUAUCGAAAUGAAGGCUCUGACAUAUCCGUCAAAAUCAAAAUCUCAGUCUGUUCCUGAUUUAACGUCUGUUGAAAAUCCUUAA
Molecule: messenger RNA, 945 nt
Organism: Uloborus diversus
Lineage: Eukaryota; Metazoa; Arthropoda; Arachnida; Araneae; Uloboridae
Gene: Syx17
Product: syntaxin-17-like
Exons: 1
Coding region: 1-945 (314 amino acids)
Biological process (GO): vesicle-mediated transport
Cellular component (GO): membrane
Source: RefSeq, a predicted model, not a curated record